Cygnus atratus (black swan) is the source of this 1854-nucleotide messenger RNA. RefSeq names its product solute carrier family 5 member 11 (gene SLC5A11). Gene Ontology annotation, cellular component: plasma membrane. Bases 16 to 1854 code for a protein of 612 amino acids. Gene Ontology annotation, biological process: transmembrane transport. Gene Ontology annotation, molecular function: D-glucose:sodium symporter activity. The transcript is spliced from 14 exons. Lineage: Eukaryota; Metazoa; Chordata; Aves; Anseriformes; Anatidae. The record is from RefSeq and is a predicted model, not a curated record.
CUAGCCGGGGGACAGAUGGUUUGGUGGCCUGUGGGCGCAUCCCUGUUUGCUAGCAAUGUUGGGAGCGGGCACUUCAUCGGCCUGGCUGGGUCAGGAGCUGCCUCAGGAAUUGCUGCAACAGCCUACGAGUGGAACGGGAUGUUUUGUGUUUUGGUGCUGGCCUGGCUAUUCCUUCCAAUUUAUAUAGCGGCAGGAGUCACUACCAUGCCAGAGUACCUGCAGAAGCGCUUUGGAGGCAGAAGAAUUCAGAUGUUCCUGGCGAUUCUCUACUUGUUCAUCUAUAUCUUCACCAAAAUAUCAGUUGAUAUGUACGCUGGGGCCCUCUUCAUUCAGCAAGCCUUGCACUGGGACCUCUACAUUGCUGUUGUGGGCCUGCUGGCAAUCACCGCUGUCUACACUGUUGCAGGUGGCCUGGCCGCAGUGAUAUACACAGACGCGCUGCAAACCCUCAUCAUGCUGAUCGGCGCCGUGACUCUCAUGGUCUUCAGCUUUGUUGAAGUUGGCGGUCUUGAAGGCUUGCAGACAAAAUACUUUGAUGCCAUUCCCAGCACCCGCAAGGAAAACAGCAGCUGCGGCUUGCCAAGGGAAGAUGCUUUUCACAUUUUCCGGGACCCUGUUAGCUCCGACCUUCCCUGGCCGGGGGUUUUGGUGGGAAUGACCAUCCCAUCCCUCUGGUACUGGUGUACAGAUCAGGUCAUCGUUCAGAGGUCCCUCGCUGCUAAAAACCUCUCUCACGCCAAGGGAGGCUCCCUGAUGACCUCCUACUUGAAAAUUUUGCCCCUCUUUAUGAUGGUAAUGCCGGGCAUGAUCAGCCGGGUUCUCUUCCCAGAUCUGGUGGCUUGUGCAGACCCGGAAAUUUGUCGAAAAAUCUGUGGCAACCCAUCUGGCUGUUCUGAUAUUGCUUACCCUAAGCUGGUCAUAGAACUUCUGCCUGUAGGACUCCGGGGCCUGAUGAUGUCAGUGAUGAUAGCAGCGCUUAUGUCCUCCUUGACUUCCAUCUUCAAUAGUGCCAGCACCAUUUUCACCAUGGACCUCUGGAAACAAUUCCGGCCUCGUUGUUCCGAGUGGGAACUCAUGAUUGUUGGCAGGGUCUUUGUGCUGCUGCUCGUUGUGAUCUCCAUCCUGUGGAUCCCACUAGUCCAGGCUGGCCAGGGCGGGCAGCUCUUCAUUUACAUCCAGUCCAUCAGCUCCUACCUGCAGCCUCCUGUGGCAAUGGUGUUUAUACUGGGUUGCUUCUGGAAAAGAGCGAAUGAAAAGGGCGCGUUCUGGGGCCUGGUGAUUGGGUUGCUGCUGGGCGUCAUCCGACUGGUGCUGGACUUCAUCUACCCGGAGCCCCAGUGCGGGGAGCGGGACCUCAGGCCAGGCGUGGUGAGGUACAUGCACUACCUCUACUUCUCCAUGGUCCUGGCUGCCAUCUCCACGCUCACCGUGCUGGUCGUGAGCAUGCUCACAGAACCCCCCUCGGAAGAAAUGAUAAGUCGGCUUACCUGGUUCACACGCGGGGAUCUACCAGUCAAGAAAGACCUAGCAGUCAGCACUUCUCCUGAUGCUGCAAAAGGAGCAUGUGAAGCUGAGCGUCCCGCUCUCCAGAUUGAUAUAAGCAUUGCCUCUGAAAAUAGUUCAAAUGAUAAUAAAUGCACGACUGACACCAAAAGGAAUUCGAAGCUGAUGAAGACCUUUCUGUGGCUCUGCGGGAUGGAGAGCAGACCGGAAAACUCUGAGAACGUGGCACCGACUAAACCCGAGAUUCCCUUGGCUUCCCUGGAGGAGAAACCGCUGGUGAAACAUGUCCUGAACAUCAACUUGAUAAUAAGUGUGUGUGCUGGGAUCUUCCUCUGGGCCUACUUCGCAUAG